AUGAGGUCAGAGAGCAACAAGAGUGUAGAAAAUCUAGCUUCUGAGAUGCGUUCCCCAGAAAACGGCUUCAAAACCAUGCACAUUGUCAAUACUGAUGUUUCCGGCGAUUUGUACUGCGAAAAAUGCGAUCAAAUCACACCUGAGAGGGGCUGCAAUGACACGGAGAUGUUCAUCGAUUCGUUCUACGACAAAAGUGUGAAUCCGAUGUACAGUUUCGAAUCGCCAUACAUGAUGCGAAAUUAUUCAGAGCAUUCCGCUCAUGACAAUUCAAAUUCCCUGGAUAAUGAUGCCACAAAGUACAGUGAGGACGUAAGACCAUGCCUGUCUAACGACCAUGAACAUCGUAUCGAUACCUACGGCCAUAAGGUAAUGAGAUAUGACCCUUCAUAUGGUUACGAUGCUUAUCCGAUUUCGACUGCAUAUGGUACACAGGAAUUAAACCGAACUUACCAUGUACCUAAAAUUUCAGUGUACCCGCCAGAUGGCGAUCUGAAUAAAACUAGGGUCCCUGAUAACUUUGAAAAUCACGAAACAACCCCCCAGUCUGAGCAAAAGGAGCAGAAAUCGGAUCGUACUCAUUCUACGGCGACGUCAGUUGUCGGUGAGACUUCCCCGAUGCUCCAGCCGGAACCUUCUCUGGUUGGUUCGGACCCUAGACUCAAUUAUUGUGGAAAUACAAUGUAUUUGCCUAAUAGCGGUUCACUUCCUCCUGUUCCUUUGAGCUUCAGGGGUGUAUAUGAUGCAGAAUACUUCCACUAUGCCGCUCCACCGGAUACUGAGGAUGACGCCUACAAUCAGACCUAUAUGGAGAAUGGUAGAGAGGGUUUGGGAAAGCCCGUAGUACGCUGCUAUAACACAACCAAUACGCAGUUCUAUUCAUCCCAGGCUCGUCCUACAGGAAACAAUGUCACAAAUGGACAGAUUCCUCCUCGCCCUUUAAUGGUGCCCAGGCCAUAUAAUGCCCCACAACACCACUUCCUUGGAAAUGUUAUGUACUGCACCAACGGUUGGCUGCCAAAAAGUUAUUCUUACGAUUCCUCAACUCGGAGCAACUAUUGUCCCAUUCCGGAAUCCACAGGAUACUACGAUUCUGGUGCGGAAUUUGUACCCGUGAAAACUUCAACGGAAAAGGAGAUAGGAACACCUGUGAGUGAAAAUCAAGUCGAUCCGUCUAACAAACAUCAAAACGGCAAUCCUGUUACUGGCUCAUAUGAUGCUGCCUAUGAACAGGCACCCUUAUCGGAUUAUUUCUACAACCAUCAGAAUGGUAUAAAUUCUAUGCCUACCCAAGGAGCGGCACCCGAGAAUUACGUGGACGAACGCAUCAAGGGUUGCGCAGGUCAUAGCGAUGCAAUGAAAACGGAGCUGUGCAUGGAAAGUCUAAAGAAUCUCAAUCGGAACAACAUAGACUUUUUGCGCAUGAGUGAAUCUGUAUGGCAAGCAUUGCGAACUACUGGGAUGUUCAAGCUGGGUAACAAAGGAAGGGCAGUGCUGAAGUCUAAGAUAUCUAAACAGUUGAAACUGAACCCUCAUUUGCGUAUGAGGGCACUUUGCAUAUCAGGUGUUCGACGGGCGACGACUAGGCAACUCUUCCAGCUGGCGCAAAUUUGCGGUAUAAAGUCUCAUCUGAAGUGA
Babesia sp. Xinjiang is the source of this 1635-nucleotide messenger RNA. RefSeq lists its product as uncharacterized. Lineage: Eukaryota; Apicomplexa; Aconoidasida; Piroplasmida; Babesiidae. The record is from RefSeq and is a predicted model, not a curated record. The coding region runs from base 1 to 1635 and encodes 544 amino acids. The transcript has a single exon.